Molecule: messenger RNA, 2136 nt
Organism: Ipomoea triloba (trilobed morning glory)
Lineage: Eukaryota; Viridiplantae; Streptophyta; Magnoliopsida; Solanales; Convolvulaceae
Exons: 2
Coding region: 1-2136 (711 amino acids)
Molecular function (GO): zinc ion binding
Source: RefSeq, a predicted model, not a curated record
AUGGGUAAGCCAAGGGAAAUAGAAGUUUCGAUAGAUAAUGGUGAAAAUGGGAGGGAAGUUAGUGGUGGGGAAGUUAGUGAGAAGGAAUUUAGUGGUGAAGAAACUGAUGGAGAAUUUGAUUGUGAGGAUGAGUUAGAAGAAGAGGCAAGGAUUAAUGAUAUUGCAUUUGAUAGGGCAGUAGAUCCUACUGUAGAGUUUCAGGGGGUUGGAUCAAGUGCUAAUGUGCAAGAUAAGGAAAAUCAGUGUGCAGUAAAUGAGGAAGUGAACUUUUUUGAUGAAGGGACUCCUCAUGGCAGUGAUGAGGAAGUUGAAGAUGACAUUUGGCCACAGUUUAGGGCUUGUGAUAUGGAAUGUCCUCAAUUUACUGUGGGUAUGACAUUUGGGACUAAAGCUGAGUUUAAAGAAGCCAUUGUAAAUUAUGCAUUCAAAGAUGGUAAGGAUUUAAAGUUUGUAAGGAAUGAUAAAAUCAGAUUUGUAGCCAAGUGCAAACAAAGUGACUGCCCAUGGUACAUAACCCUUAGGAAGAAUGAGAAUGAUAACUGUUGGAGAAUUUCUGUUUUUAAUGAUAAGCAUGAGUGUUCUUGGGUGUACGAGAACACAAUGGUUAGCUCAAGAAGACUUGCAAAGAAGUGGAAGAAAGAAAUUGGUAGCAAUUCUGAAUGGAAAGUAAGUGAGUUUAGAAACAGAGUGGCAACAGAUCAAGGGUUCCAUAUAUCUCAAAAGGUGGCUUAUAAGGCUAUGAAAUUUGCUAGGGCUAACCUAACUGGAGAAAUGGAGGACUACUUUAAAAAGUUUUGGAGCUACUACCUUGAAAUCCAAAGAUCAAAUCCUAACACUACUUCUAUUGUAAAGACGAGUGAAUUUAUAGAAGAGGGAGGACAGAAAAGAUUCUUAAGAUGGUACAUAUGUUGGGAAGCUUGCAAAAUUGGAUUUUCACAUUGUAGGAAGAUUAUUGGUGUUGAUGGUUGCCACUUGAGGUCUACAUAUGGGGGUUACUUGCUUACAGCAACAGCAAUGGACCCAAAUGAUGGAAUUUUUCCUAUAGCUUAUGCACUUGCUGAGGGUGAGAGUAAGGAGUCAUGGUCCUGGUUUUUAGCACUGCUUAAACAUGAUCUACGUAUUUCUGAGAGUGAAGAACAUAGGUACACAUUUGUGUCUGACAAGCAGAAGGGUUUGAUUCCAGCAUUUCGUAGUAAGCUCUCCCAUGUUAGUCACAGAUUUUGUGUCAGACACUUGUAUUCCAACAUGAAGGUUGCUGGAUUCCAUGGAAAGGCAAUUAAGGAGACUUUGUGGGCUGCAGCUAGAGCCACAACAGUUAACUCUUUUACAGAAGCAAUGAGGAAGAUGAAAGACUUGGAUGUGAAGGCAUUUGAUUGGCUUGGAGACAAACACCCCUCUGAAUGGUCUAGGUCACACUUUGGCACUGAUGCUUUGUGUGACAUUUUAGUGAACAAUGUGUCUGAGUGCUUUAAUGCCAUGAUUCUUGAUGCUAGGUCUUAUCCACUGAUUAGUUGUUUGGAAAAGAUGAGGACAAUUCUUAUGGUAAGACUGUUUAAGAACAAAGAAGUAGCAACCAAAUGGUCUGGCAGAAUAUGUCCUAGAAUCCUAAGGAAACUGGCAGUUGAGGAGAAAUAUGCAGGGUCUUAUUUGCCAAUUCAAUGUGAUUUAAUGUUGUUUGAGAUCACUGGAAUGCACACUGGAGAGCAUCAUAAGAUUGAUUUGGCUAGGAGAAGUUGUUCUUGCAAAAAAUGGGAUCUUACAGGAAUUCCCUGUAAGCAUGCUAUAUGUGCCAUUUGGAUGAAGAAACAUAAUGUCCUGGAUUAUGUUGACAACUGCUACUCUAUUGAGACAUAUUUGAAGGUGUAUCAAGCUGCAAUCAAACCAAUGGCUGGGCCAAAUGAAUGGCCUAUGACUAAUAAGGAACCACCUUUGCCUCCUUUGUUCAAAACAAGGCCUGGUAGGCCUAAGAAAUUAAGGAAGACAGGUGCAAAUGAAAAUUCAAAGGCUGAAAAUUCAAAGGGGAAAACAGUUGCUGAACAAAUUUCAAAAGAUGGGAUCCAUAUUUCAAGAGCACAUGUUCUCUUCACUGCACAUUGUGUAAAAAAUCAGGCCAUAACAAAAGAAGGUGCCCUUUGA